AUGCGAACGUUAGCGUGGAGAUGGGCGGCCGCAGCUUCUUUCCCUGCCCUUCACCCUACCUUCUCAUCCCUCUCCACCCCUCCCAACCCACCAGAGCGGCAGCGGGCAAUGCAAACGUUAGCAGCCGCUGCUGGCAACGCCAACGUGAGUGUGGAGAUGAGCGGUCGAAGCUACGGGGCAGCGAGCGGCGUGGCACCGCGGGCGCGCAUCGCCAUGUACAAGGCGCUGUGGUGGGUGAAGGACUUCGGCGCAGCGGCCGGCACCAACUCCGACCUCCGAGCCGCCGUUGAUGCCGCUGUGGCGGACGGUGUGGAUGUGCUCUCGCUUUCUUUGGGGGAUUCGGUGCGCGAGUAUUUCUCACACAUUCACUACAUGAAUGCGGCUAAGGCGGGUGUGUUUGUGGCACUGGUAGCAGGCAACGAGGGGCCUCCCUCUCCUACACAUGAUGUGGGGACGCUCGAAAACGUUGCUCCUUGGUACCUGACGGUGGGAGCAACCACCAUUGGUCGGCAGUACCUUGCAAAGCUGAUCCUGGGGAAUGGGGAGGAGGUGAGGGGAGUGAGCUUCGGAGGCACCGCACAGACGGUCAAUAAAGUGCUCCUGCCGACUUCCGCUGCUGUCAGAGCAGGCGCGUCUGCUGCUGAUGCUGAUGUGUGUGACUUUACUGCCAUCGAUCAAAGCCAAUUGGCUGGGAAAAUUAUCGUGUGCACAUAA
Closterium sp. Naga37s-1 is the source of this 714-nucleotide messenger RNA. The record is from the annotation of a GenBank genome assembly. NCBI's taxonomy places the organism in Eukaryota, Viridiplantae, Streptophyta, Zygnematophyceae, Desmidiales, Closteriaceae.